UGUCGUCGCGGUCCUGGGCGGGCCAGCGCGGAGGGUCGGCAGGGUCCGCAGCAGCGCGGCGCCGAGCUUGUUGUUGGCGCCGCGAGCCGCCGCGCCGAGACGCGCCUAUAAGUAGCCGCGGCGCCGGCGCAGGCGCUCACACCUCGAUAACAAACCACGCGGUCAUCAUCUCGCUCGCUCGCUCCCCCUCUCGCUCGCUCCCCGUGUCUCGCUCGCGCUCUCGCUCGCUCGCACCCUCCCCCGACGCUCCCCGAUGCUGCGCGACGCCGCCGCGCUCGGUCACCUGGACCUCCGCUGCCGCCGGCUCGCCUUCUACGCCUGGCUCAUCCUCUUCGUGUUCGGCUCGGCCCUAUGAGUAUGAGAAGUUGGUCGGCGCGCGUUACGCAACCCAAAGACAGCAGCGGCAGCGGCAGCAGCAGCAGUAGCAGCGGCAGUAGCAGCGGUAGCAGCAGCAGCGCACAGUAGCAGCGACCAACCAGCGAGGAGCAACGCCUCCCCUCCUGCACCGGGCGUCCUGGGCGCGUCCCAAAGGCGGGUGCCACGCAGCCAGGCGAGAGCCACCCUGGCAGAUCAGUCCUAGCCCGGGCGCACCUCCGUGUCGACGUGUAUACCGCACCAGCCGACGGAUAGCGCCACCGGCACCUCCCCGUCGACGGCCACCUCUCGUCGGCGCCGCAGUGCGUCGUUCUCCCUAGUGUUUGUGACUAUGUGCCCCGGCGGUCGCCUCCAGUAGGUGCCGUCGGCUCCCCCAGCGCCUUCGCCGAGUAGUGCACCAGCAACGACAUUACCUCCACCUCCGCCGCCGUCGCCACCAUGGCGAACGCCACCGUCCUGCCCCUGCCCCGGCAUCCCGUCGGCGGCCUCCUCGCCCAGCCACUCGAGGGCCUCGGCCGCAUGUUCUACAUGGUGGAGCCCGAGCUCACCACGUACAAGACACCCGAGGAGGUGCCCUUCUUCUUCAGACAGGCCUGGCCGUACUUCCUGGCCUUCAUCGUGCUGGAGAACCUCGUGCUCUGGCUGGAGCACAAGCCGCUCUCGCGCCUCAACGACUCGCUCACGUCCAUCUCGCACGGCAUCUUCCAGGAGUGCGGCAGACUGGUGUUCCGAGGCGCCGAGCAUUGGAUGUACAUCUACAUCUACGAGAACUUCAGGCUGGCCGAGCUGCCCUGGGACUCGGCCAUUACCUGGUACCUGGCCCUGGUGGGCGUGGACUUCUGCUACUACUGGGUCCACCGCGCCAGCCACGAGGUGCACAUCCUGUGGGCGCAACACCAGGUGCACCACAGCUCCGAGGACUACAACCUGGCCGUCGGCCUGCGCCAGUCUCUACUGCAAGGAUGGUGCGGAUUUGUGUUCUACCUCCCCAUGGCGCUGAUCGUGCCCCCGGCGCACUUCCUCACCCACCAGCAGUUCAACCUGCUGUAUCAGUUCUGGAUCCACACCGAGACGGUCCAGACGCUGGGCCCGCUGGAGUGGGUGUUCAACACGCCCAAGCACCACCGCGUGCACCACGGCUCCAACCUGUACUGCCUGGACAAGAACUACGGCGGUUUCCUCAUCAUCUGGGACCGCCUGUUCGGGACCUUCGCCGAGGAGCGACCCAAGGAGGAGACGGUCUACGGCCUCGUCUUCAACCAGCCCUCCUUCAACCCCUUCUACCUCCAGAUCUUCUACAACAAGAACGUGAUCAACAAGGUCCGCGCGAUGAACGGCUGGAAGAACAAGGUGUCCGCUGUCGUCAAGGGUCCCAGCUGGCUGCCGGGCCGACCCUGGACGGGCGCCGAGGAGGACAAGAUUGACGUAAGUCGCAAAGCUCGCACGUGUACUCUGGGGACACGCCCCUAUUAUUCUUUUUUUGUUAGGGUGUUAGGCACACUGACCUCGACUGCCACACCCCCAUGGGGCCGUUCAGAAACCCCGUGGACAAGAGGGGGUACAAAUAAUGUGGGGUUCCAAAAUGGCCAAGACGGUAAUUAGAGUCCAAGGAGGCCA
Frankliniella occidentalis (western flower thrips) is the source of this 1992-nucleotide messenger RNA. Its product is annotated as alkylglycerol monooxygenase-like. The record is from RefSeq and is a predicted model, not a curated record. Gene Ontology annotation, cellular component: endoplasmic reticulum. The transcript is spliced from 7 exons. Lineage: Eukaryota; Metazoa; Arthropoda; Insecta; Thysanoptera; Thripidae. The coding region runs from base 814 to 1977 and encodes 387 amino acids. Gene Ontology annotation, molecular function: oxidoreductase activity; iron ion binding. Gene Ontology annotation, biological process: lipid biosynthetic process.